GCGGGAAGCCGAGCGGCCGUGCAUCCUCUUCCGCCCCGGCCCGGAAGGGUGAUGUGGCUGGACCAGCACCGGCCUCACUAUGUCUGCCAUUUUCAAUUUUCAGAGUCUAUUGACUGUAAUCUUGCUGCUUAUAUGUACAUGUGCUUAUAUCCGAUCCCUGGCACCCAGCAUCCUGGACAGAAAUAAAACUGGACUUUUGGGAAUAUUUUGGAAGUGUGCCCGAAUUGGUGAACGCAAGAGUCCUUAUGUCGCCAUAUGCUGUAUAGUGAUGGCCUUCAGCAUCCUCUUCAUACAGUAGCUUUGGAAACUACCAGCAUGUGAUUGCCAUCAGACUGUAAACAAGGACUUGGCUCCAGAAAAUAAUGGGGAGAAUGGUUAAGCCAUUUGUCUCUGAACAUGGAAUGAGAUAAAUUUCAAGAUGCUGUUCUCUAUUUUUUAUGCGAUUGGACCAAUGAGCUGAAUGAAUAAUUAAGAUGUAGCAGUCCAGUACACAGGAAUGUGAUUGUAGCCAUCAACCUCAGUUCUCUCACUCCAGUAUUACAUUCUGCAAAUGUCAUUCUGUUGGGUCAGGACUGCUUUUCAUAAGGUUCUCCAGGCACGAAGUAGAAACCCAGUGACAAAUUCCACAGGCUCCUUUGACUAGAGCUUCAAAAUAAUGUCUUCACAGAAUGAUACCUUCUAGCGACUGGCCUAUUUUUAUUGAGAAAAAAUAAUUGUUCUAUUUUUGUUGUUGUUACUGUUCUUAUGGAUUGCAUUCAUAUUUAAACCCUUUUGAUUGCUAACCAGAGUACCUCUAUUCUUGACAAAUCCGUAGUUUAUUACAGGUGUUUAAAGUAUUUUAAACAAAACUCUGAAUUUCUUUAGCAUAAGAGUUGACUUUAGUCACAGAGAUACAGCUGCCUCCCUAUGACAAAAAGUACCUUAGAAUAACAAGCAACAUUAGAGCGGUGAGCAAGUAAGCAUCGUGCAUUCUUUGUUCUCUGUAGUGAUGGCUUCCAAUUAGAACGUCCAUUGUACUUACCCAAAGGUGGUAUUUGUGCUAGUCUUAAUGCAGUACUUUAAAUCUAGUUUAUGUUCUGUCAUCUGGAACUGGAAUCUCUUUUGUAACUUUAUAGGUUAUAAAUAUCUCAUAUCUGCUUUAGUCUGGGUACUAUGCUCUAAGUACGUUUCAGCUUUGACACAGAAUGUGAAUAGACUUGAAUGAAGCAUAUAUAUCAAAGGAUACUUACAAGUUUGUGUCCAACAUUUCUUCAAGUUCAGCUGAAAAUCAGUUACUGUUUCAAAAGAAAAGAGGAAUUAAAUCCUAGCUGAAAACUA
This is a messenger RNA of Mus pahari (shrew mouse), 1317 nucleotides long. RefSeq names its product transmembrane protein 167A (gene Tmem167a). The record is from RefSeq and is a predicted model, not a curated record. Gene Ontology annotation, biological process: intracellular transport; protein secretion. The transcript is spliced from 4 exons. The coding region runs from base 80 to 298 and encodes 72 amino acids. NCBI's taxonomy places the organism in Eukaryota, Metazoa, Chordata, Mammalia, Rodentia, Muridae.